Ipomoea nil (Japanese morning glory) is the source of this 1246-nucleotide messenger RNA. Its product is annotated as oral cancer-overexpressed protein 1 homolog. Lineage: Eukaryota; Viridiplantae; Streptophyta; Magnoliopsida; Solanales; Convolvulaceae. The record is from RefSeq and is a predicted model, not a curated record.
AGCCUACAAAUUUAUUAGGCUUUUCCUAUAUUUGAGGCUUUGAGUUUUAAAUUUUCCCGGCCCAUAUAGACUAACAGACACUUGGAAGUUGGACAUUUGGCGCGCGGCCUAAUCGGAUUUCAUUGCCGCCGCUUCUCUGAACACGAAUUCUCGGCCGGCGAAUACAAUGGCAGAAGAUAUCUUCGACUCAUCUCUGAAUCUAGAGGACACACAUUACAAGCAAGGAUACUCCGAUGGUUAUGCAGACGGUCUAGCUUCCGGCGUAGAGGAAGGCCGCCUGCAGGUGGGUCUAAAAACCGGGUUUGAAGUCGGAUUCGAAUUGGGCUUCUACAGAGUCUGUAUCGACGCCUAGAACUCCGCGAUUCGCCCAGUGCAGAAAAACAUCGUGCAGAUGGAUGAAUUGCUCCGGAAGUACCCUAUAGCGGACCCGGAAAACGAAUCCGUUACCGAUAUCAUGAACUCUUUGAGUUUGAGGAUGAAGUUCCGAGCUAUCUGUGCCACACGGAACGUGAAUUUGGAGUAUGAGGGUUACCCUAGGGCUUCCGGUGGUGAGAAUACUGGAUGUUGCAGGUUUCAAGCCUAAAGCUGUAACUUUAUUUGCAAUGGAAAUGAUAAUUUUGAAGACCUGGGACUGGGAUGCUUGAUUUGGAUUGGCAUGAUUACAAGUAAGUAGUCGUAUUCUUGGUCUGCCCCAUAUGAUUUAAUUCUUGAUGAUACUUUUGUUUGUCAAGAGGGUGAGGGGGGGUGGUAGGGGUCUGGUGAACUAUAGUAUAGGGGUGAGUUUUAGAGAUCUGGAUGCAAGUGUUAAGGUAUGAUGUUCCCACAAAUAAUAUUGGAAGAUGGGGGUAUUAAUGAUGCAUGUUUUAGCUAGUAAAUACUGCCCGGAUGCAAGAAUAAUGCUUCUUAUUUAAAUGCAUUGCCCUACAGUGUGUGUCUGUAUUAUAUUGUGAAAAAAAUACUGGGUACAGCGAUGCUGCCAUGGCUGGGGUAGCUGGCCACAUGGAGACUGCAUGUGGCCCUGCCUAACAGCCAAGACAGCAGUGAAGGUCCUUGAGAAUGACAGGCAUAGCAUGUAUCCGCCGUAUCCUCCGCUUGAUUGUGGUAUAGUUUGUGUUGUCGUUAGGGUGCAUCACCAUCUCCCCCUUGUACUACUGUGAGCCCAUUCUGUUUUCAGUUUUUACCAGAAAUGACUGUUUGGUUUUUUAUGUACUGUCAACCCUGUUUUGCGGCUACAACACCUUAUCUU